CAACAAUUGGUCGAUUAAUUCAGGAAGCCAAAAUGGAUGGGGUCCCUACUGAAGGGCUCCCAUAACGAGCUCUUCUACGUCCCGUCCCCUUCUCCCCACCCCUCACUCCAUGGUACUGGCGGAGGGCGGAGGGAUCUGGAGGCGGCGGAGGGAGACGUCAUUGCAGGGUUGUUUGUGCAACCUCGGCCGCGGCGGUGACCCACAGUGAUUCGGCCGCCGCGCCGGGGGGCGGGGGGGCUGCGCGGGACUUUUUUCUUUCAGACUGACUGCGGGGCAGCUGGGGAGCAUGUCGACCCCGGCCCGGAGGAGGCUUAUGCGGGAUUUCAAGCGAUUGCAAGAGGAUCCACCUGUGGGUGUCAGUGGCGCACCAUCUGAAAACAACAUCAUGCAGUGGAAUGCAGUUAUAUUUGGACCAGAGGGGACACCCUUUGAAGAUGGUACUUUUAAACUAGUAAUAGAAUUUUCUGAAGAAUAUCCAAAUAAACCGCCAACUGUUAGGUUUUUGUCCAAAAUGUUUCAUCCAAAUGUGUAUGCUGAUGGUAGCAUAUGUUUAGAUAUCCUUCAGAAUAGAUGGAGUCCAACAUACGAUGUAUCUUCUAUCUUAACAUCAAUUCAGUCUCUGCUGGAUGAACCGAAUCCAAAUAGUCCAGCCAAUAGCCAGGCAGCACAGCUUUAUCAGGAAAACAAACGAGAAUAUGAGAAAAGAGUUUCGGCCAUUGUUGAACAAAGCUGGAAUGAUUCAUAAUAGACAACUGGUCUGUUAAUCUUUUUCAUCAUUGUUGUGUAUAAUUUACCUCUCAGUAGAAAGGCUAACAAAUUUUAAGUGCCACAGGUUUUAAGGAUUCUGCAGAAAAAAACGUCCUUCAGUUUAGAACCUACAAAAGCUUGUGUAUCUUGAUUAAUGUACUUUUUAUUGCAUGGUGUGAACUAAGUUAUUGCUUACAUAAAUUUGUAAUAUAUCCUGUUUGUAUUUUUUUCCAAGUGUAUAAUGUUGGUGUGGAGUUUUCAUUACAGAAUAUACACAUUUUGUAAAUCUGUACUUUUUUCAAAUAUUGAAUGCCUUAUUUUUGAAUUCUUUAGAUUUUUAAAUUGGAGAAAAGCACUUAAAGUUUUUUAUAUAUGAAUAUUACAUGUAAAGCUGUUAAAAUACAUAACUUCAGUGCAAGAGACUUUGUCACUUAUUUCCUUAUCUGAGUAGGAGGGGUUAAUAAGUCUCUAGCUCUUCAUCAAUUGAUAGGUUCAUUUUUAAUUUCAAAAGAACACAUUUAUAUUUUAUCAAGAAAUUCUUCAAAUUUGAUUCUAAAUACCAGUUAUAAUCCAAAACUUUAUUUUGAAUGUAUCUAUAUUAGUUUCAGUUGAGCAAUUAUAGACAUAACUGGUUUGAUUCUCUCCAGCUCUAUAUUUAGGCCACUUGUUACUGUUUCUUCAUGCACUACUUACUGUUCAACUGUACCUUUUGGGAUUUCACAAUUGGCACCUCUACCACGAGGAAUUGGCACCUCUGAGGAAUUGGCACUUCUACCGUGAGCAGAGAGCUGAUGCAACUUAUUUUGCUGCUUGAUAGCACUUUAAAAGAUUUUUGAUAAUGAAACAAGUAAAACCAUUAACAUUUACCAAAAACCCAUGCCCCACUAUUAACAAUAAAUAAGAAUUUGUUGCAUUGGUUUGAAUAAGGCAGAUAUUUGGAAGGAAUCUUGGUGUAAUUUAAAUAUUUGAAAACUGCCUUUUAAUGCAGUUGCCUAUUUGUUUACUCUGGGAAAAUGUUUUAAUACCAGGGCCUGCUGAGUUGCUUUCUCUUGUGGAGAUAUUUUUUUUUAAUCUCCUAAAUUGUAUAAAAGUUGUACUGCAUUUCAGUUUAUUGGAUAAACUUAAAACACAGUAUUGUAGAAAGCUAAUACAAAGCUAUCCUAUGCCUUCAAAUAGUAUAGAAAAUGGAAAAUAUACAAGUAAAUUCUGUUGAACCACCUGUGUAGUCUUUCUAGUAGUUAAAACAGCUAUUACAUUAACCCCAAGAGUUUCUUGCACAUUCAUACUAGCUUAGUAAGCUAAUAGCCUCUGUUCUAUUGGAAGACUAAUUUCUUCUCUGCUGGAAAACUGUAGGAUGGCAAUAUCUGUAGGUUCUAUUUAUUAAGCAAAAUUUGGGAAGGGUAAGUGCUGAUGUUUCCCUUAAAAGUUAAUACUUGGGAAAUUUGGGGUAAGUAUGAACUUAGGGAACUUUUGAUACACUUGAGAGUUCACUCACUGGAAUUAUGCCCCCUCCCCACCCAAAAAAAAGAUGGUUUAUUUAAAGGUUCUUUUUGGUCAUAUCAAAUGUGUGAUACUUUUAUAUUCAGCUCUAAAACAGUUUUUUACUCCAGUGAUUGACUCUUAGAUUAAAUAUGCAGUAGCUAUGAUAGUCUCCCCUCUUAUUUCAUUAAAUGCUAUUUGGAUACUGCGCCAAAAUCUAUUUUUAUCCUUAACCUGUUUUCCUUCCCCUAUUUAAAACUGAAACAUUUCAAGUACUGGAAGAUAAUUAUAAGGAAGUUACAUCUUACUUUGCAGGGAGUUAAUGAGCUCUCCUAAAUUCAACACAUGCAUAAAACUCAUACCUAGUCCCAUUCCUAUUGGAGAAAAUUCUUAGCAAUGUUCCAUUUCUCAGCUACUCUUCACAGUUUUUUCCUUCAGCCUUGGAACAGAUUCCUGUUUCUUUGGUUGAAUACCAGAUGUACUUCAGUUUACAAAGUCAUGUCAUACAAAGAAUGUUUGCUUUAAAAUUUACUACAUAAAUUUUAUAAAUGUAUGAUAUGGCAAGAGGCUAGAACUAAUUUAUUUUGGUACAAAGUUGGGUUCAUGUUAAAGUGCAUUUGUGAUGUGCAGUUCCUCUGUAACAAUACUUCUAACAUAUAAUUCUGUACAAGGCACUAUUCUAAGCACUUUAACAUGAUCACAUUUCAAACUCAGAGUAAUCUUAUGAGGUGGGUACUACUGUAUCACAGAUGAGGAAACUUGGUACAGAUCAAGUGACUUUCUCAAGGUCAACCAGCUAGUUUGUGACAGAGCUGGGAUCUGAACGCAGGCAGUUGGGUCUUUUAGCCAAUAACUACUAUCCCUUAAGAGAUAUUAAGGGAUUGAGUUUAGUUUUAAAAAUUCUGCUGAACUUAAAUAUUCAUCCCAAUUUGUGAAAAUUCAUAAGUUGAUUCAGAGUUUUAUAUAGACUUGUAUCUAUCCAUUGAAGAAGUUUUCACAAUUUUCCACCUUUUUUUUUUUUUUUUAACGUAAACAAGUAAAGUCUGGAUAUAGGAACACUUUCUGGUAUCUGAUAGAAAGCACUCUUGACUUAUAGACCAAAUUUUUUCCCCUUCGUAGAAAUAUCCUUGGGUCUGUACAGACAUACACACCCCAAAAUUAAGAAGUUCCAUGUAUAUGAAUAACUUCUGGAACUGAUCUAAAAAUUCUUCCUCGUGUAGGUGGAAGGUAGUGGAGAAGAAAUCUAUUGAAGGUGGCUUAUUUAGUAACAGUCUGUUGCGUGUCCAGUAAUUAAGGUACCUGUCUUAAUUUAUUCAUUUAGUACUCUUUUAAAAAAGAGAAGCUUGGGGCUCAAAGCACAAUUUAGAGUUAUGUCUAAGGUAACCUCAGUUCUUCCAGGUUUUGAGAGAAAUCAAAUUUUUAGGUCUUGGUGGUGCUUAUUACAAUUUCUUUCUACUGCAUUCAGCAGUGCAAAUUCCCAAAGGAAUCUGGUAUGUGGCAAUUAUGUAUGCAAAUAGAAAAGUCAAUAAGUGGAAAGCUAUUAAAGCUAAAUGAUAUUGUCCAUAGGACAGGGGCCUUCGGCAAAGAUGGUAGCCCUGUUACUUCAGUUCCCAUCUAGUUAGGGAAAAACUAAACUGUUGUCUGAUAAGGGGAAAUUUUAGUUAUCUUGUUCUAGUAUACGAUGUACAGCACAAAGAUAUAUUAGAAACACAGAUGUGUGUGCCAUUCUUUCAGUAAUUUCUCCCCACCAUCACUACAGCUUUUUAAAACAUUUGUGUCAAUAAUAUUCUGAGGUUUUUAAGUUUCCUGUUCAUUGCAUGGACUAGGGCUUUUUUUAAGUUGGGCCCAAAAGAUGAAUGAGAUGUGCCCUUUACAAAUCUCUCUUAGCUCAGCAACAUUAGUUCCUUGGUGGUUGAAAUCAAGAGCCCUGGAAGGAAAGGCUCCAGGUUUCCUCUUUGGCAUAUGGAGGACUCAGGCUUGGGUUACAAGUCUGCAUGGACUGUCAGGAACUCUGCCAGUGACUUAGUGCUAAAGCUUGGCCACAGGAUGCUUUUGUUUACCAGUGACUUCUGGAAUCCUGUUUGGGAAGACUCUAAAAAUAUUGUGUAUAUUCUGCUGAGUAAAAGCAAAUAACCUUUUGGCUGGUUAGAGGUCUUGGUUUGGUUACAAGGGUGAUGCUUCUGUAGUCUUUCAUGGGGAUAUUACAGCUGAUCUAAAGUCUUACCUGGAAGACUGGGAUCUUUAAUGUGCCACUGGGUUAGGAACUUGUCUAGAGGAGACCAGGGCGUCUCUCUGAAAGGAUUCCCCUCAGGUUCCAUCACCCUGAACCACUGAGUUGUCAUUCUUCCUGGAAUGCAAGAGGGCUUCUGUGGUGUCUUGAGGGCUGCCACAGUGCAAACAUAAGCGCAUUUAAGGCAGACCUCUUAAUGCUGCUUCCUGUCUGAAGCCCUCUUCCCUUCCCCCUUUGCAAACAAGGCCUUGUGCCAAGAAUACUGCAGCCCACCAGCUGAACUGGGCUAGCAGCACUCUUGAACAGAAGAAUGUCAAAUGCAGAGACGUUUGCAGCUCUUUGGCUGGCCACUGCUUAAAGUUAUUCUACAAAACUCAGUUGGGAGAUUUUAUGUAUUUUGUUUUAUGUUUUUAUGUUGGUGCUAGUACAGAGACAACAGGAACAGGAAGCUUCUUGUCCUGAUAACCAUCCCUGGGCAGAGAAUAGGAAAGAAUCCAGAGACUUCAGCCCAUGUCUUCAGCUUCAGCUAAACACUUAGAAUAUUGCCUCCAAAGAAAAUAUAGGGCUUCCCUGGUGGCACAGUGGUUAAGAAUCCAUCUGCCAAUGCAGGGGACACGGGUUCGAGCCCUGGUCAAGGAAGAUCCCACAUGCCACAGAGCAACUAGGCCCGCGAGCCACAACUACUGAGCCCACGUGUUGCAACUAUUGAAGCCUGCACGCCUAGAGCCCAUACUCUGCAACAGAAGAAGCUACCGCAAUGAGAAGCCUGCGCACAACAACAAAGAGUAGCCCCCGCUCUCAGCAACUACAGAAAGCCCGCACACAGCAACGAAGACCCAAUGCAGCCAAUAAGUAAAAAUAAUAAAUAAAAUUUUUAAAAGAGA
Messenger RNA from Hippopotamus amphibius kiboko, 5340 nucleotides. It is a transcript of the gene UBE2B, whose product is annotated as ubiquitin conjugating enzyme E2 B. Gene Ontology annotation, cellular component: HULC complex. Lineage: Eukaryota; Metazoa; Chordata; Mammalia; Artiodactyla; Hippopotamidae. Gene Ontology annotation, molecular function: ubiquitin conjugating enzyme activity. The record is from RefSeq and is a predicted model, not a curated record. The transcript has 6 exons. The coding region runs from base 287 to 745 and encodes 152 amino acids. Gene Ontology annotation, biological process: protein polyubiquitination; DNA repair; proteasome-mediated ubiquitin-dependent protein catabolic process.